ACUCCAGGGAAGUAGACAAUGCAAGGUCAAUUUCUAAAAUAACUGAAUUUCUUCGAGACUUUAGACAUGCAUGCAGCCAGGCUGACCAAAGUUGUGGAAGAAGCACAAAUAAUGAAUGACAACAAAUUGUCUGAAUUUGAAAAGAAGUUUGAGGAAUGUGCCACGAAUGGAGAGAAGCAAAUGCUACAAAAGGUGGCAGAACUGCUUGCAUUUUCAAGUGCUAGGAAGAAAAAACUGGUCCAAAUGGCAGUCCAUGAUCUCCGGGAUAAUGCGUCCAGCAAAACAAGUGAGCUACAGAAAGAAAUGUCUACCAUGCAAGAGUACACUGUUGUUAAAACGGAGUGGAAUAUUCACAUGGAAAACACAGAAUCCCAUUACAUUGAAGAUACUUCUGCUGUCGAAAGCGGAAAGAAAGAUAUGCAAGAGGUUCUUCAAAACUGCAUGAAGAAAGCAAAGAUGAGCGCUCAACAAUGGAGGAAUGCUCAGGAAUCCGUUCUUAGUUUAGAAAAGAGAAAUGUUGAUUCCGUGGAUUCCAUUGUUAGGGGAGGGAUGGAAGCCAAUCAAAUUCUCCGAUAUCAGUUUUCCGGUGCCCUGUCCACUGCUCUUGAAGAUGUAGACACUGCAAACAACAGCUGUCUAACAUCCAUUGAUCAUUCAUUACAACUUGAUCACGGAGCAUGCUGGAACAUGAAUUCCAUGAUCAUUCCUUGUUGUGAGGGAUUGAGGGAACUGAAGGGUGGUCACUACCACUUGACAGUAGAAAUCUCAGAGAAUUCUGGGAAAUGCCUGGAGGAGGAAUACAUGGUGGACAACCCAUCGUGUACAAUACCGAGGAAGAGGGCAUUUAACUCACCGAGCAUGUCAUCGAUGGAGGAACUCAAAACUCCUCCAUUUGAGGAACUAUUGAAGCUGUUUUGGGAAGCAAAAACAGAAAAAUUAGGCAAUGGAGAUGUAAAACACAUUGGGGGAAUAUGA
Molecule: messenger RNA, 975 nt
Organism: Hibiscus syriacus
Lineage: Eukaryota; Viridiplantae; Streptophyta; Magnoliopsida; Malvales; Malvaceae
Product: kinesin-like protein KIN-5D
Exons: 7
Coding region: 67-975 (302 amino acids)
Molecular function (GO): plus-end-directed microtubule motor activity
Source: RefSeq, a predicted model, not a curated record